GUAUACCGAAGAGGAGCCUACUCGAUUCAUUUUUCAGAAUUUUGUUUUUUCUUUUGGUCAUUCAUUCAAACCAAAAGGAGAGUUUUCUUCAAGUGAAUCGUUGGCCAGUCAUUCAAGCCACGGUUCACCAUAUUGUUUGUCUCCCUCGGUCUUUUCAUUUCAAACCGAGACGGAAAUUUUUUUUCCCCUACCCCCUUUUCACUCCAAUAUGUGUGAGUAUUGUGAUAGUGAUUGUGAGUAUGAAGAGGUUUAUGAAGAACCAGAAUAUAGAGAGCAUUGGAAUGUUGAAGACGUCUUAGCCAAAAUACCAGAGACUUUAAGAGAGGUAGAAAGCAUUGCAGAGGCGAAACCAAUGCAUGGAGACCUACAAACCGAUCAAAAACACCAUGACAAGGGUAAUAACUUGGAUGAUGCACUCUCGGAAGAAGAAGAAGAAGAAGAAGAAGGAAGAGAAAUAGAUGCGAUUGUGAGUGACCUCAUAACGGAGGCAAAGAACCCCGAAGAAGAGGCAUUACAUCCAUUUGAACUCAUUCCAUAUCCGAGUACAAUAAAGACUCCGAGCAUCCCAUUUGCAUGGAGAGAAACCCAAGUUUGUAGUAUCUUCUAUUCUCCUAUCUCUUUCGAUUUUUGUGUUCCAAAUGAUAUGUUUGCUUGUCUUAGUGUUUAUGAUCAGAAAAUCCAACCAAUAAUCAUGAAACUUCAUGGUGUCGAGAAGCUCACGAGUGAGGGGGAAUGGUAUGAAGCACUCGUAUGCUUCUCUAUUAAAAAUGACACAAUGCAAGUAUCCGAGUACAAAACGGAGGUGACAUUACCUAUGAGUUUCUACAAUUCUCUGUCUCAUAAUUCAAUAUCAUUAAACUUGGAAUUCAUUCAUAUAAGAACAUUAUUUUUACUUUUAUUUGAUAAAAAUCAUAUGCUUGCAUCGUUAUAUUUGGUUUUGUGUAUUAAACGGAGUGUUAUGGUCUCCGAUAUGUUCUCUAACCAUUUCUUUGAGAUUUUACAGCAAAUAAACAUGAAUAUAGGAAAUUUUGGAAGCUUAAAUCCAAAGGAACCUCCAUGGAAAGAGUUGGAAUGCUUGGAUAUAAGUCAACGCAACCACAAGGGUAUUCGCUCUCCAAGAUUAGCUUUUCAUCAUUUCUCCAAGCUAAUCUUGAGGGGGAAUGUUGGAGAACGAAGUAAUGCUGAAGAACAAACCGAGCUACAUAACUCAUCUUUCUUGGACAACACUCGAGCGGUUGAAGCAUUUGAUUCAACCAUAAUAUUAAAAGGCAAGACUAACACAUGAAAGGGAGUUAAUAUGAGGAUCAUUUCUGCAUAAAUCAAGGACCAACAGAUUGAUACCCAUCGUAUCAUGGUUGCCAAAUAUAGGAGACGUAAUUUGCCUUCUAUCUACCUAGAAUAGGAAUGUUUCCAUUUCCUUUUAGAUCCUCACAACGUUCAUAUGCAUAUUUUUCCUUUUCCUUUCUAAGUCUUUAUUCUAUAUAUUGUAAACAAAUAUUCAUGAAUAAUAAGAAGAACCAAGUAACCUAUUUGGGUUACCUUUCUUUA
Molecule: messenger RNA, 1548 nt
Organism: Tarenaya hassleriana
Lineage: Eukaryota; Viridiplantae; Streptophyta; Magnoliopsida; Brassicales; Cleomaceae
Exons: 2
Coding region: 209-1285 (358 amino acids)
Source: RefSeq, a predicted model, not a curated record